UGAAAUAAUCAGCAGGAGCUUGAUCUCCGAGAUCAAUAUCUCAUGCCUGUCAGGCGCUCGCAUAAAAAGUCGCGUAAUGGCUGUGCCCAGUGUAAACAGCGUCGCGUCAAGUGUGACGAGAUGGGCCCAGUAUGCGCAAACUGUGCAAGACGUCAACUUCCAUGUUCCUUUCUCACCGACACCGACGAGACCACACCCAGCAAUGGCGCCUCCGAAAGCCCUGCUCAACUACCACUCCCACCCCCUCCACGCCCGCGUUCAAGACCGACAUCAUCAACUUUGCGCGCACAACCAUCCCACCUUCCGACACCACCAGACAUCCGCCAAACAGCCACUACGCCUGUGCCCGAGUCGUCGCAGAUCCAAGCGAGACACCUGUUGGAGCUUGAGCUCAUGCACCACUACUCGACCUCGACCUACAUGAGCUGUGUUGGACUUCGAGAGAGCGCUGCAACGGUUAAUGCCUGGAAACGUUUCGUACCUCGAGAGGCCUUGAAGUACGAUUUCCUCUUGUACGGACUGUUGGCGUUCACCGCGCUACACAUUUCCAAAUUGACACGACCCCCAACCGAGGAUAAGUCCGGUGAUGACAAAACCAUGAUCAUGGACGGUGGUCGUGAAACGACCAUGUUUUCCGCGCCGUCGUCCUUUUAUUUCCAGAAGGCCCUCGAGUACCAAGACGAAGCAUUUCAGUCGUUCCGCUCGGUCCUCGACCACAUCACACAGGACAACUGCAACGCCGCUUUUGCCUUUUCCGUCCUCACGACGCUCCUGGUCAUUGCGGUCCCCGGCUUCGAGGAUGGGAGUGAGAAAGACCCGGCCAACAAGACGAUGCAAGCGGUCUUCACCAUGUUCGAGUUCCUCAAGGGCCUCGGCUCUAUCAUCGACGCCAGUGAGGAGUGGUUUUACCAGGGCCCCUGGGCGCACGUGCUCGUCCAUUUCCACGAAUUCCAAGACGGCAAAUGGGAGCUUUCGAACCAGGACAGCCUGCAGGUCCUGCGUCAACUGUCGAGCCUGAAUGAGGAGCUCAACGACGCGACGGACUCGGCCGACAAUUCCAAGUUCAAAGUCAACAAACGUGCCAUUGACAAUCUCGAGCUGUGCUUCGCCAAGUACGACAUUUCUGGUGAUGCAGGGGUAGGUGGUGCCGAGGGCCCGACGACCGGUGGAAACGAAGUCGGUGACAAGGGCCACAUCUUGGGCUGGCUGGCCAUGGCCGGCGCCGACUUUGUCUCGUUGCUUCACCACGGCGACUCUCUGGCGCUCUUGAUCUUCCUACACUGGGCCGUCUUGUUGAGGAACCUCGAGUCGUUCUGGUGGUCGCACAACUCUGCAAAGGCCCUGGUCGCCGAGGUCGCGAGCAUGUUGCACCCCCGGGGCAGUGAGUGGGAGCAUCGGACCAUGUGGGCUCGUGAAAAGGUCGGUUUACCUUGGUAACACGCAGUACUGAGUACUCUGUAAUACUAGGGGGGAUUCCGUCACUUGAGAAAUGACACCAGAAAGCAAAUGUUAGAGGUUAUUGUUCGAGAUUACUACCCAAUAUGUUAAUCAGUACGGAGUAUUA
Exophiala oligosperma is the source of this 1564-nucleotide messenger RNA. RefSeq lists its product as uncharacterized. Gene Ontology annotation, molecular function: zinc ion binding; DNA-binding transcription factor activity, RNA polymerase II-specific. Bases 43 to 1437 code for a protein of 464 amino acids. Gene Ontology annotation, biological process: regulation of transcription by RNA polymerase II. The transcript has 2 exons. Lineage: Eukaryota; Fungi; Ascomycota; Eurotiomycetes; Chaetothyriales; Herpotrichiellaceae. The record is from RefSeq and is a predicted model, not a curated record.